Messenger RNA from Rhododendron vialii, 981 nucleotides. RefSeq names its product F-box protein At5g07610-like. NCBI's taxonomy places the organism in Eukaryota, Viridiplantae, Streptophyta, Magnoliopsida, Ericales, Ericaceae. Bases 1 to 981 code for a protein of 326 amino acids. The transcript is spliced from 2 exons. The record is from RefSeq and is a predicted model, not a curated record.
AUGCGCAAUGCGAAGAGAUUUAUUCCUCAUGAGGGAAAACUCGAAUCAGUUUCCCUCAACGGAAGCCCUACCACUCCCUCUCUCUCCUUCCUACAUCCUCUUACGGGUGAUUUCACGGUUCAACACUCAUGCAACGGUUUAUUGUUGAUCAAGUACUACAAACAAAUUGUUGACAAUCGUUUCAAAGCACAAUACCUCGUUUGUAACCCGACCACGCAGAAAUUCCAUCUACUUGACUAUAAUGUCAAUGAGCAAUACCGCGAUGGCUUUUCUUGCUUAUUAUGUUGGUUAGCUUUCGAUCCAUCGAAAUCGCCUCACUACAAAGUUGUCAUGCUUACUAGUCUCUAUUAUUGCGCCCCCCCUAAUUGGGAAGUGGAUAUCUAUUCAUCGGAGACCGCGUGGUGGAAGAAGAUAUUUCUACCAAACGAAGAGACGAGCGGUAUUUAUAGCAAGGGUGCCUUUUGGAAUGGAGCAAUCUAUCGGCUAUGUCACCACCGAUAUAAUCUAUGGAGGUUUGACAUUGAGACAGAGGAGAUUAUUGGGAUUCCAUGCAAGCAAGGUAGUAGUAGAAUUUCCUCUCAAUUAAACACUAGGUAUUUUGGAGAAUGCGGCCGUGGUGGCCGUUUGCUUCUGAUUCAGAGUCCGUCGCAUUCUGCUUUGAGGUUCAAAAUCCGCAAGAUGGACAAGGACGGCUGCCGUUGGAAUGUCAAGUGUUGGAAUGUCAAGUUUCGGGUCGAUCUCGAGACCUUGAUAUCUGAAUUCCCUGAGAUGGAAAGUAAAAAGCGGAUGAAAUUUACGAUUAUGUGCGCUGUCGAGGGAGAGAAUGAAAAUGAAUUUUCGCUCAUCUUGGCUAUCCCAGGUAAAAUGAUUUCAUAUAAUCUGCAGAAAAAGACUUGGAAAGUACUUCGCGACAAUUCGGAAAAUGUGCCGCCCCGUGAUGCUAAUAUUUUUCCGUUUGUUGAAAGCCUAUCCCCAGUUUGA